Leptopilina boulardi is the source of this 2152-nucleotide messenger RNA. RefSeq names its product larval cuticle protein A2B-like. The record is from RefSeq and is a predicted model, not a curated record. Gene Ontology annotation, cellular component: extracellular matrix. Lineage: Eukaryota; Metazoa; Arthropoda; Insecta; Hymenoptera; Figitidae. Bases 119 to 754 code for a protein of 211 amino acids. The transcript is spliced from 2 exons.
AUUCGAUGCAUUUGCAAUGCAACGUUGAUGCGUUGGCUUCGCUUCGUAUAUAAAUACCGUUUCACCCCAUUUGGUUACCUCAGUAUCACACGAUUCACCAGUCCCUCAACAACUAACCAUGGCUUUUCAAUUCGUUGUACUGUCAGCGUUGAUUGCUGCAGCAAAUGCAGGAGCAAUUGGAGCACCAUUAGCCUAUGCAGCACCAACGCUAAUAGCAAAACCAGUGGACGCUGAUUUUGAUCCACAUCCACAAUAUAGUUUUGCAUAUGACGUUCAAGAUUCAUUGACUGGCGAUUUUAAAAGUCAACACGAGACACGUAAUGGAGAUAUGGUACAGGGAAGUUAUUCCCUUUUGGAGGCUGAUGGAACUAAAAGAAUAGUGGACUAUCAUGCCGAUGAUGUUAAUGGAUUUAAUGCAAUUGUUCGUAAAGAAGCUGUGGCUAAAAUUGCCGCACCAGUGAUUACAGCAGCGCCAGCAAAAAUUGCCUAUGCACCCACUGCGCAUUACAGUUACGCAUCGCCAAUUGUUGCUGCGCCUGCGCAACUUUCUUACGCGCAGCAAAUUGCCAAAAUUUCACCUGCCACUGCGCAUAUCACUUACGCUCAACCAAUCGCUAAGCCAGCUUUAACUUAUGGACCACCAAUCGCUAAAAUUCCAGCGGCACCUGUUUUAGCUGCCACCAAAUAUGCAGGUCCACUUUCAUAUAUUGCACAUGUAACAUACACAUCACCUUACAUUUCAUAUGCUCACUAAAUUUUUCCGCAAAAAUUUUUUUUUUUUUUUUCCCCUCCAAUAUAAAUUUUUCUCCAUCAAGUAAUCGAUUUUUACAUAAUCAUGCACACUGUAAAGAAAUUUUUAAGACUGAAAACACCUAUAAAUGUAAGAGAAAAAACACUAAAGACUGAAUAUUAUAACGAUUUUAAGAGCUAAAAUUAAUAUCCGAUUUUGUUUUAAGUUAAAAAAAAAAAAUUUAACUAUUUUUUUUUAGAAAGCGUUUUUAAGACAUUUUUACAGUGUGUAUUUUGAAAAUAAUUUUUAGAAUGCGGAAAAAAUGAUUUUUUUUUUCAAUUCUAUCUAUAAGGGAUAAUUGGGAAUUAUUUUCAAAUAGUGAAAAAAAAAUUAAUUGCCAUUUUAUAUUUUUGAAAAACUUUGAUUGCAAAAUCGUCAUUGUGCUCAAAAAUAGGUUGUUUUUUUUUUUAGUCAAUGAAUUUUGAAGAAAACGGUAAUUUUACUUAAUAUUUAAAGGGAUAAAAUUUUAAUUUCCGAAAAAAAUGUUUCACAAACAAAAACAAUUGAAAAUUUUUAGUGUUAAAAAAAAUUUUCAGCUUUCUCAUUAACAGAAAAUUUUAAUUUGUCCCUUCUUCUCAAUAAGACUGAUCAAUUCUCACGGUGUCACAAAUUUUGCUAAUAAUUUCAUGUCUCAAAUUUAAUUAUCAAAUAGUUUCAUUUUUAUUUUGAAUUGUCAUCUAUUUGAAAAUUAAGAAAAUACUACUAAUUUAAAACAAAAAUGUUUAUUAUCAAGUUAAGUAUAUAAUUAAUUUAAUUCCAAAAGUAAAUUUUAUUUUUAGAAAUAUUUUUUGCUCAAAAUUUUAAUUUUUACAAAACAUUUAUCAAUUAUCAUAAAUAAUAUAAAAUUUUGCCAUUAUUAUGAUAACAAAGACAACAAUUUUUAUAAUAAUAACAAAAUACUAUUGUUUUUUAAAUUCUUUUUCAUAUACGGGAGAAUUAAUUGUAUAAUUAAAUAAUUACACAUAUAAAAACGACAUCGACCUACCCGAAUGUAAAUUGCGGAACUCGGUUUUUUAAUGAGAAGAGAUGCGUCGCGAUACAUCUUACUUUCAUUGUAAUGAUUUACACGGAACAGAAGCUUAUAACGGUGAAGGUCGCAAACACAGGUUUCGCUUUCAUAUCAAUGUCGUCUUCGAAAUUUAGGUCGUCGAAAGGGAAUACCUCUUCUUCCGAGUUUAAAACAUCGUAUUAAAAAAAAAAAAAAAAUAAUAAUAAUGAUGAUGAUAGUCAUAUAGAUAUAAUUAAAUUUUAAUUAAAUGCUAUAUUUUUAAUAUACAUUUAAAUAAAAAAUAAAACAUCGAAUGUAUUCUUAAAACAUGACCACAGGUCAAAAAUAAAUUGUCAUUUUGUCAAUUUAAAAAA